UCAAGUAACUCAAUCAGCGAUACAAAACUUCAAUAAUACUAUUAGAAAACUAACACAGAAUGAAAAAGAUUUAGAUAAAAACUUCCUAGCACUCAAAGAUUUUAUGGACAAUUUAGCUUCAAACGUCUCUAUUACAGAUGUUCGAUCAACAUUAAAUACACACUUUAGCAUUCUAAAUUCCUUGUCAGCUAUGAUAAUUGAAGAAAUUGAUCUCAUAGUAAAUUCUAUAUUAUUCGCUAAGCAGAAUGUACUGCACCCUCAUAUAAUAUCCCCAAAAGAAAUUUAUCACGAAUUAACCAGCAACAUUAAAAUUCUAAAACACAAAGAAUUCCCAGUUAGACUCACUUUAGAAGAUAUUCAUAUACUCAUAGAUAUUUCAACACUUAAUAUAUUCUAUAUGAAUUUUAAAUUAGUUUUUGUUUUGAACAUCCCAUUAGUAACUUCUCAAGAGUACGAACUAUAUCACGUACUUCCACUUCCAAUACCUCAUACUUUUCAAGAUUUAACUUAUGCUCUUGUCCAACCAACUAAAAGAUACCUCGGUAUAACUACUAACCGUCAUUCAUAUGUACAAUUUAAUAACCUUGAUCAAUGUAAGAAACUCUCAAGAGAACAUUUUAUAUGUCAAGAUUUAAAUGAAUAUUCUGCAAUGUCUAACCCCUCAUGUGAAUCGUUAUUAAUUACUAGUUUUAAAAGAGUUACCUAAAGAAUGUAUUACAUUCUUUAGGUCAUUCUUUAGGUAACUAAACAUUUAUUUAUUUACUACAUGAACUUUCAUGUAUGGUAAUGUCGAGAUAUGGCAAAAAUUAACCAAUAACAGAUGGAUAUUUAUUUAUUAAAAACCAACUAAAAUUACUAUUGAUUGCUCGGGCAAAGAACUAAAAGAUUAUGAGUUAUCUUCAACAGGUAUAAUAAAGUUAGAUAGAGAUUGUAAAGGAUACGCAAAUUUAAUUCAAAUCACUGCAACUAGUGAUAUCAUAACCAAUUAUACUUCCCCAAGUAUUGAUAUUGAUUUAACUAAAGAUGACUGUUGCAACGAUGCAGUUCUGAAUAAAACUAAACAUUUAUUUACUCCAUUUCAUAUCAACAACAUACA
This is a messenger RNA of Diatraea saccharalis (sugarcane borer), 1096 nucleotides long. The record is from the annotation of a GenBank genome assembly. Lineage: Eukaryota; Metazoa; Arthropoda; Insecta; Lepidoptera; Crambidae.